AUGUACCUGUUUCAUAAAACAGAAAGCAAUGAAGUUUACCGGGAAAAACAACGGAGAUACUUAAAAAUUUGGCUAAUUUUGUGCCUGUUUCCAAGAACCUGUGUAUCGAAUCCUUCCAAACCUAACUUUUUGCUGAUACUGGCUGAUGACCUUGGUAUUGGAGAUGUGGGUUGCUAUGGCAAUGAUACAAUAAGGACCCCUAACAUUGAUGGCCUGGCAAAGGAUGGAGUGAGACUCACUCAGCACAUUGCUGCAGCAGCUGUCUGUACUCCAAGCAGAGCUGCUUUCCUGACUGGCAGAUACCCCAUCAGAUCAGGCAUGGCAUCCAGCACUGAGCGUCAGGUUCUCUUCUGGAACGGUGGUUCAGGGGGGCUCCCACCAAAUGAAACCACUUUUGCCAGAAUACUCCACCAGCAAGGUUAUUCUACAGCACUUGUAGGGAAGUGGCAUAUGGGUGUGAACUGCAAAACUCGCCAUGAUCACUGCCACCAUCCUUUAAAUCAUGGUUUUGAUUAUUUUUAUGGCAUGCCUUUUACCCUUCUCAAUGAGUGUCAAGGCUCAGAUGACCCUGAAUUGGCCAAGUCUUUGCAAGAUACAUAUUGGUUUUACACUCAGAUGAUCAUCCUUGCAGUAUUUACUCUUGUGAUUGGAAAACUUGCCAAUUUAUUCCCAGUAAAAUGGAAAAUAAUCAUCUGUCUGGCCCUCUGUGGUCUCCUUCAUUUCAUCUCCUGGUUCUCCUGCUAUGGUUUCACCAAGCACUGGAACUGCAUCCUGAUGAGAAACCAUGAUAUCACUGAACAACCAAUGAACCUACAAAAAACUACUUCUAAUAUGCUGAAGGAGGCAAUUGCAUUCAUUGAAAGAAACAAGCAUAGACCAUUUCUUCUCUUUGUUUCCCUUUUACAUGUUCACACCCCUCUCAUUACCACAGAGAAGUUUCAGGGAAGAAGCAGGCAUGGCCUGUAUGGAGAUAAUGUAGAGGAGAUGGACUGGAUGGUGGGCAGGCUUCUGGAUGUUAUUGACAAAGAAAACUUGAAGAAUACCACCUUCAUUUAUUUUGCAUCUGAUCAUGGAGGAUUCUUAGAGGCUCACAGAGGAAAUUCUCAGUUGGGUGGAUGGAAUGGGAUAUAUAAAGGUGGAAAAGGAAUGGGAGGCUGGGAAGGAGGAAUCCGUGUUCCAGGCAUAGUUAGGUGGCCAGGAGUGUUGCCUGCGGGGACAGUCAUCGAUGAACCCACGAGCCUCAUGGACAUUUAUCCUACAGUAGUUCAACUGGCUGGAGGGACAGUGCCCCAGGACAGGGCCGUGGACGGGCACACCUUGCUGCCCCUGCUGCAGGGGACAGAGCAGCGCUCCAGGCACGAGUUCCUGUUCCACUACUGCGGGCUGUUCCUGCACGCCGUGCGCUGGCACCAGAAGCACAGUGGCACUGUAUGGAAAGCUCAUUAUGCCACUCCAGUAUUUCAGCCAGAAGCCUCUGGGGCCUGUUUCAGAAGAGGAAUGUGUCCAUGUUUCGGGGAUGGGGUAAUCCAUCAUGACCCUCCACUACUGUUCAAUCUCUCACAAGAUCCGUCUGAGGCAAAUCCUCUUUCAGCUGACACUGAGCCCUUGUUUGACACUGUGGUGAGGAGAAUGAGAAGAGCUGUGGAAGAGCAUUGCAAGACUCUGACUCCAGUCCCACAACAGCUCUCUCCUUACAAUAAUAUAUGGAAGCCGUGGCUGCAGCCAUGCUGUGGCACAUUCCCGUUCUGUUGGUGUAAUGAAAAUAACAAAACAUAG
Messenger RNA from Melospiza georgiana, 1776 nucleotides. Its product is annotated as arylsulfatase D-like. NCBI's taxonomy places the organism in Eukaryota, Metazoa, Chordata, Aves, Passeriformes, Passerellidae. The coding region runs from base 1 to 1776 and encodes 591 amino acids. Gene Ontology annotation, molecular function: arylsulfatase activity. The record is from RefSeq and is a predicted model, not a curated record. The transcript has 10 exons.